This is a messenger RNA of Myotis davidii, 1065 nucleotides long. RefSeq names its product tachykinin 4 (hemokinin) (gene TAC4). Lineage: Eukaryota; Metazoa; Chordata; Mammalia; Chiroptera; Vespertilionidae. The record is from RefSeq and is a predicted model, not a curated record. The transcript has 3 exons. The coding region runs from base 1 to 612 and encodes 203 amino acids.
AUGUCCCUGGGAGGGCAGAUAAGCUGGAGGAAGAAGCAGGGUAGCUGGAAGGACGAGGAGCAGGUGGAGCCUCCCUCACCUACAAAGGAGCCAGAGGGAGGACUGGCCUGCUGGAGGCGGCCCUGCAGGCUGAGAGGGACUCACAGAGGGUCCCAGCACAGAGCCGCACUCACCAUGCUGCUCUGCCUCGCCCUGCUCCUCCUGACGGGGCUGUCUGCCUGCACCGUGGCAGGUGACAAGAAACUGGCACCCGGUGGCACUGAAGCAGGGUCUUUGGUAACCGUGACCCUGGAGGAAGGUGUCGCCCCCAGCAUUCAGCUCCAGCUUCAGGAGGUGAAGAGGGACAAAGCCAGCCAGUUCUUUCCGCUGAUGGGGAAGCAGGCGGGAGGCAGAGGACGAGGACCAUGGGCCAGAGUGAGAGCCCCCAUCCCAUGCUUCCCAGAGGAUGAAAACCCUUCUCCAUACCUGGACGCUACAGCUGACCAGCCGGCCAGGCCAGCUCUCUUCUCUGUGUCUGUCCUGUGCUCAACACCGGCAUGUCCCACGAGGCUCGCAGUGAACACCGUGGGGCUCCUUCCAGGACUCCCGGGCUCAAGAAGCCGUCGUGCAUAAAUGGGCACUGUUGUCAGUCUCAUGCUGGAGUGACCUUGUCCUCCCCCAGCACUCUUAUUUCAUUGCAUAGCAGGAUGAGUCUGCCCCCCUCCCUUCUCUAUCUUCUAUGCCCAGAACAUAGUAGGGGCUCAAUAAAUGAAUGAACAAUGAUGGCUUCUUCUCUAGUACAUUUCAGAAGGCAGAAGUGGCCUGGGCUCUGCACCAUGCCCAGCAGUUAGUCACAUCAGCAGGCCAGGGGCCUUUCCCAGAAUUGCGAAGGGCAACACUAACAGCCCUGGUCCCCACCCUAGAAUGGGAAAACAGGUUUGCAACGCAGGUAAGGGCAACAGCCCCAGCCUGAACGCAGACACUCUCCCGACUCAGUCAUGAUCUCAAGGACCCAAAUCCACAUGUCUUCUGAGUUGGAGAAGUGGAUCCCCGGUCCUUCAUCCAUUCUCUUGUGGAGGGUAACUG